UGUGUCGACUGCAGACGGUGCUGCCACCUAUAAAAUUGUCAAUGUUGUUAGGCUUACCAAAUGGAGUCUAAUGGAGUCGAUUCAAUCAAAAUCUUUUAAAAAUCAAUCGAAGACAUGAGAAAUUCAGUUGAAAUGACCUAGUUAUGUAUAUGUAUAUACCAGCCAUAUACAGGUGCUGGGUGACUAUGUAGCAGUGCAGGAGAUUCAUCCUACCUGCUCAAAUUGAGUGCAAUGUCACAGAGAGUUAAAAGGCCUAAUCGUUCUGAAGAUGCCUCUGUUCCUGUUAAAAGGCGCAAACGGACGGCGGCCGAGGAGGAAGAAGUGGCUGCCUCCCUGGCGGCGGCGGCGGCGGCCGCGGGAGGCGGCAGCGGUCCCCCCUGGCCCCGCCCCAACGACCUCAAGGGCAUCUACAACCGAUCCACGGCCGAGGCGCCUGCCGAGCUCUUCCGCAAGGACCUCAUCAGCGCGAUGAAGCUGCCCGAUUCGGAGCCCUUGGCCUUGGACGAGUAUUGGUUGAUCGUCGACCAAUGGAAGCAGGAGUGGGAGCGAGGCGUGCAAGUGCCUGUGAAUCCGGACUCGCUGCCGGAACCGCUGGUCGCCAUCAACGGGGGUGGGCGAUUCAGAUCUCGCCAUGAUUUUAGGCUGCCGAAAAACAAAUACAUACGCAUCACUAAAGACGAAAACUUCAAACCGGAAGAACACGUACUAUCCCACGCGCCCGCCAAAUCCGAAGCAGCCUGCUCAUACGACCUCGACGAAUGCGACGUCGCCUGGCUAAAAAUAUUCAACGCGGAACGCGCCUCGGCUGGCCUUGGCCCCGUCUACGAAGAACAGCUCGAAAGGGCCAUCGAGAGGCUCGAAUUAUGCUGCUGGGACAAGAUCCAAUCCAUACUGCGGGACGAGGAAGGCAUGGGCAUCGAGUACGACGAGAACGUCAUCUGUGACGUCUGUCGCUCCCCGGACUCCGAGGAAGGCAACGAGAUGGUCUUCUGCGACAGCUGCAACAUCUGCGUGCACCAAGCCUGCUACGGCAUCACACGGAUCCCCGAGGGCCAAUGGCUGUGCUGCACGUGCAACCUGGGCAAAAGGCCGGAGUGCGUGCUGUGUCCCAAUAAAGGAGGCGCCAUGAAGUGCUUGAGGACGGGGAAGAAGUGGGCGCAUGUGUCUUGCGCCCUCUGGAUACCGGAAGUGAGUAUAGGGUGUGUGGAGAAGAUGGAGCCCAUCACGAAGGUGUCGAGCAUCCCGCAGAGCAGGUGGGCCUUGAUUUGCGUGCUUUGUCGGGAACGGGUCGGGGCUUGUAUACAGUGCUCGGUGAAGACUUGCAAGACCGCGUAUCACGUCACUUGCGCCUUCAAACACGGUUUAGAAAUGAGGGCGAUCAUCGAAGACGAGAACGCCGACGAUGGGGUCAAGCUGAGGUCUUACUGCGAGAAACACAGCAAGUCCAGCAAAAAGGAGAAGAGCAUUUGCUCCGGAUCCGAGGAUGAUGACUCCAAGCGGAAGAAACGGAAAGAGAUGACGUCGGAAGAGAAGAACCAGGCUAGGGCUGUGAGGCUUCAGGAAAUCGAGGCUGAAUUCUUCAAGCACGUCACCGUCAAGGACGUGUCCAUCCACUUCAAUUUGGAUAAUGAGGCCCUCCAGUACAUCUACAACUACUGGAAGCUGAAGAGGAAAGCCGGAUUCAACAAGCCCCUGCUACCACCCAAAUCCGAAGACGUGGACGUGCUGUCGCAGAAGCGAGAGCAAGCCGAUCUGGAGAAGAUGAAGAUGUUCGUGCAGCUGCGUCAAGACUUGGAAAGGGUGCGAAACUUGUGCUACAUGGUGAGCAGGCGAGAAAAGUUGUCGAGGACCUUUUUCCGGAUGCGAGAACAGACUUUCCACAAGCAAACGGCCGUUCUAGAAUCCUCUCAUUCCCUUCAGUCGACCGUUAUCGAGGCUGUGAUAGAAGCCAACCACGGUCCGUCGAUAUACGACAGGCUCUAUUCGCAUAACGAAGCUGAAGAUCACACCAGCGACUUCGAUACCAUCUUGGCCAGGAUAGCGGGGGUCAAGUCUCCGACGAAUUCCGGGGACGAGUCCAAAAUGGGGAUAAACGGGCUGUUCAAAGACGUGAAAAACAAUCCGUACAAGAAAAUGUACUACAACGGUUCUUCCAAACGGCGUAGCGCUAGCAUGUACGGCAGCAGCAUGUCUAGCGCGAGCAGCGAAGACGAGAAACCUAAAGACAACAAAGAAAACAGGUUGCUCUCGAGCUCCGAAGAAGAAAAACCGACGAUAUCCAGUUUGUCGAAGAAAAAGACGCCUUCCCCUCACAAAAUGAAUAACAUUAGCAAAGUCUUGGAGAAGAAGACGAAGAAAUCGAGUUUGUCGCACAACAGGAUAGAGAGCAGCAGCGAAGAGGAAUUGAAACCCAUGAAAAAAGAUUGGGGUCACUAUUCCAAGUCAAGACUGAGACAAGUCGAAACCGAACUAGGUGAAACGGGUUCCGACAGUGAUGAACUCAUGCCGAUUCGAUCGUCCCAUAAAGGCGAUAAUUCCAAGAACAUCAAGUCCAUGUCAUCCAUUUAUUCCGAUAGUGACAGCUCCGACGAAUCAACUAGAAAUGAUGACAAAUCCUCUAGUGCCACCAAUGACUCGAGGAAACCACGAACGAAGGCGGCAGUCAAAGAUUUCUCACACAAACCUUCAGCGAAGAAUGCUAGUAAAGAUAGCCCCGAAGUCAAGAAGAAAGCUAAAAACGAAGAAGCGAAGGUGGAAAGUACAUUUAAGAAGAACGAUUAUGUACAGAGCGAUCUCAUAGUGCCACAAAGGCAGGCAGCGAAAAAGGCGACCGAGAAUUUGAAAACCACAACCGUUUCCAGAACUAAAGAACAUGUUCCUCCUGCUGAAGAGCCUGCCAAAGUGGAAGAAAAGUCGAAGCCAAAGGCAAAAAGUAAACCCAGCAAAGACACUAAGGAAAUUCCUAAGGAAGAAGAAAAGGUGAAAGAAAAAGAGGUUCGCGAAAUUAAAGAUGCGCCCAAAGAGAAAAAGAAGGAAGUUAAGGCUUCCUCCGAUGUCGAUAUGGAGAAGGAAGUGGAGAAAGAGAAGGUUGAACUACAAGAAAUUUUAGCGUACGUUCCUCAAAGGCAAGCUGCCAAAAAGGCUGCCGAGCACAUCAAAAGUGGUCUGGGAAAACCAGUUCCUCCUGCAAUCGAGCCUGCACCUCCAGACAAUGAGAAACCACCUAAGAAAGAGGCAGAUACCAAACCCAAGAAGGAAGUCGUCGAAGUCAAAAAAGUCGACUCGAAAAAAGAAACCGAGCCCCCCAAAGUCGUCAAAGCACCAGAUAGCAAAAGAAAGUCUUCCACAAAUUCCACCAGCAGUUCGUCUUCCUCGACAAGCAGUUCUUCGGAUUCUUCGGGCAGCUCGAGUUCCGAAAGCGAAGAAGAAGAAGAAGAGCCUGUCAAGCCGCGAUCGGAGAGUCUUUUCUCGAGCCCCGGCCGAGAAACGGCCAAACGUGCCACUGUCGCGGCCGCCACGGACUGGCCCUUUCUUGACAAGGGACCCAGGCCAGCGGCGACCUCUGGUUCCUCAAGCUCGAGCGAUUCCAGCGCCCCCUCCUCACCUAGAAAACCAUCCCCCUCGUCACCCCAUCCUAAGGCACACUCUCCAUCGCGAGCCGCAACCCCGAAACCGGUACGGAACAACAAGAAGCAACGGCCACCGAGCCCUGCGCAGUCUCGAGGCAGACCACGCCCCCCCGCCAGAGGGCGUGGUCGUACAUCCGCCGACGCUGGUGAUAGGCUCGGACAUGCUGAUGUCGGGUCUAGAGAUCUGUCUGAUGGCCAACGUCUCGGUGUGGACGGAGACCGAGGUAGAGGCAGGAAGGGAAAGCAGACGCCACGAAACAGCGUGGAUGAAAAAGUCAACAAAAAGACCGCUCAGCCCGUCAAACGGGCCUCCUCGCCGACCAGGAAAACGGUCAAGGUGAGUCAGGAGCAGGAGAUCGGCAAGCUAGAAAAGGAGAUAUUGGAGAGGAAAGCUGGCAAAGAGACUGGAAGGAAAAGCAAGACGUCUUCCACUUUCGAGCGACUUUUCGGUACGCCAGAGAAAACUAGGGAAGACAAAGCGGAAAAGGCUAGCAAAAGUGAAAAAUCCGAAAAGCCCGAACAAGAUGAGAAACCUGAGAUUGAAAAGGCGCACAAAGUCGAUAAGUCGAGAAGGGAGUUGUUUGAAAAACCCUCCAGGUCUGAUAAGCCACUGAUAGCACCAGAAAAAUUGAUAAUACCAGAAAAAGUGCCAGUUGAAAAAGCUCAACCUGACGUUGAGAAGUUGGUGGAAACCAAUGAUCUACCAAUUAAGUCAUUCGAAAACGUGCCCAAACAAGAAAAUACUACCCCAGAAAAAGUUGUUGUUCCUGCUGAAAAGCCUCCAAGACUAGAUGAAACUCCUAAAGUUGUACCCAAAUCGCCGAACAAGGAUAUAAAAGAGAAUGUUGACAAGAAAACUGAAAAUAAGGACGAUAAGAAACCUGCGAAUAAAAAACCACAAUCCAAAAGUAAGAGCAUCGAUGAUAUUUUGGCAAACAAACUGUUGAGCAGUGAUACAAAAGAAAAUAAGAUUGAUGUCAAGAAACCGCCAACACCUAAACAACCGAAACCAAUUGACGAAAUCACGAUAGCUGAUAAGAUUGUGGAAGAUCACUUGCAGAUUCACAAAGCGAAUGAUUUCUAUAAUCGUCAACCUGAAGUUCAAGAGGUAUUCCACGCACAACCCGACAUAACAAAAAAUUUCCUAAACGAACUAGAUACUGAUAAGAAAAACCAUCUGAAACCAACAGGAUUGACGAAUCAAGUUUUACAAAAUAGAUCGAUAUUUUCUCCUCAACCACACGUGAAAGAAGCAACAGACUUUCUGGAUCUGGUCAAUUUUGAUGACGACAUGGGAAUCUCUAAGGACGAUGACAUCUCCAAAGGGCCUCUAACGUGGAAUUUCAGUAACACCAAUAUGAUCAGGGAAGAUACCAAGGAGGAGAGUGCUAGAGAAACAUUGAACUUGGUCGAGAAACUACGCAUGGGACUGUCCAAGAAGUCCACCGUCGGGGAAGUUAGCGACACGACGACUAGCAGUGAGAUAGAAAGCGAGAAAAUCGAUUUCAUGGAACAAGUUGUACCUGUCAGUUCAUCUGAGCCUCCAAACAAAGAUGUCAGCAUCGAGUCGCAAAAUCUCGGUCACAUCGAACCUCAACUCAAAGUUCAAAUGACAGAAGUUCUGGAGCAGCCGAAACCGCUCGAAGAUGCCGAUAAACACCUUGAAGAGCCACCGCACCCCACUUAUCCUUACUUAAACGCCGAAAGUAACUUACCUUUGGAACCACAAAAGAGCAUGCCUAUUCCUCAACAAGACACCCUGACAGAUCACACCGCUCCUUUAGAGGGCGACGAGCGAUGGGUACCUCCUAGCGGAAACUACCCCAACAUGCCACCAAACUACUUGAACGAUCCCGCCCAACAUGCCCUCUACUUGGAAGCGUACGUCAACGCGGCCACCCAAGACCCCCACAAAAAACCACCUCUGAACAUUCUACCCCACCAGCUGGACGUACGGUUGCACGACGGCCUUCUCAAAAGCCAAUCGCCCUCGCUCCAAGAAAGAAUCGACAGAAGAAUCUCGCAAACGCCGCUCAUAGAUCCCACCUCCAUGGAUUGCAUGAAUAGCCCGAUGCCUUACACCAACAUCCACCCGCAAGCCAAAUGGGCGGAUUGUGAGGUCAUACCCAAUCGGAGGUCUUCUUCCAGCUCGGCUGCGUCUUCCACUAGUUCUGGUUCCCGCCGAGACGAAGAAGAAGCUAGAUUACAAGACGUCAGGAUGGUUAAUCACGCUUCGCUGGACGUCGCUUCCUAUUUACCUACGCAAAGGGCGCCUUAUCCGGCAAAUUCCAUUGAUAACUUUGGCGGUUUUCCUGACGGUUCAUGCUACCCGGUUAGCCUGUUUCCGCCGCCCAAUCUCAAUACUCAACUACCUUUUCCUCCGUCAGGUCCGGCAGCUAUGUUCCCUCCCGCUUUCGACGCACCCUUUCCCACUCCUCAUUCCAUUCCUCCCUUGCCCAAGCCAAUGGAGGAGACGAUACCAGCGUUUUCGGGCAGUUGCACCGCCGCCUUCACCUCAUCGGAGCACAACAUGGCUCUGACGGCGGCCAUGGUGAAUCUGUCGAAGCCGGUCGAGCAGCCUUCGGAUAAUAUGUUGGGGCCUCCGGAUAAUCUUUUGGUGCCUCCGGCGGAGAUACCGGCUUGCAGUCAAGCCUCGUUGACGCCCACAGUGCAAUCGGAGAAACAGGAGCCGUCUCCUGCAUUGAGCAAUACUACCCCGAACGCGAACAGCGCUCUGCCGUCGCCUAGUACGUCGUUGAAGUCGAACAGUUCGGCCGGGAAGAAGUCGCCGAGCAAACCGACAAGGACAUCCGCGAGAGUGACUUCUCAGAUGAUGAACAAGUCGCCGGCUAAAAGUCCAGGCAAGAGUCCCAGACAAGAAACCGCUCUCAAACAAAGCGGUCCCGGCCGGGGUAAAGGAGAUAACAAGCGAGGCUCUAACAAGUCCGGCUUCGCUAGAGGUGCUGCCAAUCUCAGAGGCAGAGGAAGGGGAAGAGGCAGAGGCAGAGGAGGCAGCCAUCACAACGACUACGACCUCGUCGGCAUCGGAACGAUCCACAACAAAUUGGCAGGCACCGUCUACGAUCUGGACUUUGAAGACGACAUCUGCAACGACAACAUGGCCGAUUUGAAGUCGAUGCGAGAGAGGAGAAAGUCCGUAGACAUCCACGAGAAGAAAUUCGAGCCCUUCGGCUCCACUAGAAGCUCUUCCAGAUCGCCGAAGUUCUCCAGUCCGUCUCAGACAUCACACAAAACCAGAAAUUACAGCACGGACCUGAGAGAACUGAGGCCCCCGACGCCUAUCGAAGAUAGUCGGUCGAAAACCGACAUUUCUCUGGCCAGUUCGGAUAACGACACUCCUCAAGUAUUUCCCGACGUCACCCCACCUCUACCUGGCCCCGUCGACAUGCGAACUUACAACAGCAACUUCGAUCAGCAGACUUACAACGAACAAAACUUGCUGAGCGCGUUCGCCAGCGGCACGACAGAAACCCAAGUCCAGGAGAUCGACGAGGACUUCGAAAAAGAACUGCAAACCGUGCUGAGCGUCAAGAAACCGGUGGAAACCGUUUCCCGCGAAACGGCCAGCAACAUCAAAGUGUCCCUCUCGGAUUCCCGCAACCAGCUCAAAGUGAAGAUCAAAGGCCCGAUCGCGAACUACACCUCCACUGUAACCCCCUUACCUCCCCCUACAGUCGAUCCCAUCAUCGUCACCAACGUGAGCUCCGUGAUGAACAACGCUAUCAAUAUCGCCUCCGGUGGAAUAUCUUCGGGCGGUCCGUCCAGCCUGAGGAGAAUGAGAAAGAAGGAGCUCCUGAGGCAAUACUGGACGCAGGACAUGAACAUGGACGAGCCGGCUGGCAAUGCCGCUUACAUCGCUCCCGCCGCACCGCAUACGAUCCGGAGCACCAUCAUAACCAUACCGAAAGCGGUGGCUUCGAUGACCAGCAUACCCACCAAAGAGGACUACCGGGACUACAGGACCGACACCGACGAUUUCGCCGAGAGCAAACACCACCGCAAAGAAUCCAAAGCCAGGCAGGCUCUGUCCAGGGAGCUGAGGCAGCUGGACUUACCGACGGACUACGACGGGCACUCGAGAAGGAGCUCGUUGGGCAGCAAUAACUCGGCUUUGGGCGGCUCUGAAUCGAACAAGAGACGCGGAAGGCCGCCCAGGCCCGCCGCGCAGCCGCUGGCCCCGAAACUGACCAUCAAAAUCGGUGCGGGCACCAAUAGCAUCGUGGGAGCGACCAGGGUAGACGAGAAGCGGGACAGGAUAAGGCCGCCCAAGAAACGGCUCGCCUCUCUCAACAAACCCUCGGUGGAGGACUUGAAGAGAGAGAGCAUGAAGUUCAGGAAGAUGAUGAUGAAGGAUCUGAAGAUCAAAAAGCAGAAGAAGCGGGACAAGAGCGAGAAAAAGAAAAAGAAGAAGCUCAAAUCGGAGAUACAGAUAAUACCGAAUCAGAGCGAGAACCAGAUCAAGAUGACCAUCAGGAUAGGGAAGAAGAGUGAUAGUGAACGGACGAGCGGUGAAGCGAACGAAAUGGACGCGACUCGCGACGUGGCGGACGAUAAGUUGCCUUUGAAAGUGACGCCGAUCAAAUUGAAACUGUCCCGUUGCCAGGAGGGGUCCGGGUACAUGAUGAAACCGGCGACGGACAGUUCGGAGAAGGAAGCGGAGGUGCGUAGCGUACAGCCCGGGCAGCCGCCUCCCGAAGCGUCUUUGCCUCCGCCCGCCCCUUUAAGUGCGAACAAAGACUGCGAAGUUAGAUGAUAAUUAUUGUGUACCAUAAAUCAUUUGGACUUGUAAUAUACUGUAAUUUUUUUCGCAGGCGACCAGUGAGGCAGACUUGUACAGGCUAGGGCUAGCUGUGUUCACUUGUCGAGAUCCAAUAUUGUUAAGAGGUGUCUAGUGAAUGUGGUAGGAUAAGCGAGCACAUCGUGUACGUCGUUAAUUUCAGUGUACAAAGUCAAUUACAGCCACAGACGUGUAAUCAUAUUUUUGUAUAUAUUGUAAGUUAUUAUGGUAAUUGUGAAUAUACAGAAUAGUACUAAUUUAUAUAUUUCAUUUAAAAUGAUUAACUCGUGUUGACAAUUUUGAUAGCUAGACUCGUUAUAUAGAAUUUCUUGAAUUAUUAUAACAGAACAAAUGGCUUGAGUGCAAUUUUAUAAGUUGUUGAUUUCAGAGCCAUUUCAAUUUUAUUGUACAGAUUUAUUCUUAUUGUCCACAAGACAAGACCCCCUUCUUAAAAAUGAUUACCACUCCUCUGUAACUCCGUGUGUGUACAAUAUUUUUAUUUGCGAAAAUUCUCCUGAACAAGUCUUUUUUUAUAGUGCAUCCGGAAUAUGGAAUAUUGAAUGACCAUCACUAUUCUCAAAUUCAAUUGUGAUGUAAUUGAAUAACAAUUAAUUCUGAAAGAAUUGGUAGGUAGUAAAUCAUUAAGUCGUCAUUUUGACAAUUUUUGUAGACGAUAUUUCUUAGCAUUUAAUUUUCAAAUAUCUUAUAAUUGAAACUUGCGGUCCCUUUAAAAUAGGAGGAAAACAUGAAACCCAUCAAAAUGAAGCAACACACGGAGGUAUAGAAGAAUAACAAUCAUUGUUGAAAAGAGGUCCUGUCCUGUGGACUAUUAAAUAGUGCAGUAUGAAAUACUUAAAGAAUUUUAUAUAUUGUAUAGUAAUAUUUUAUUUUUUUAUAUCUUGAUGUUUUUUUAUUGAUGUACGUUUUGUGUAUAUUUUUUACUGCAAGUAUUAAAGCACAAGCCAUUUGUUGUUUCAUGUUACAUAAUACAAGAUAUAUAAUAAAAUAUGAACUAUGAACAACUUGACCAUUUUCUAUCAAACGAUCUACAAACCUGUUUACUUUAUACCACUGUACCAUAUGGAAAGCACAAAACUCAUGUUAUUUAAUUUGUACAUUUUGUUUAUAAGCUGAAGUGUAAGAUUCAUGUGUAUUGUUCAAACAUGUACACAUAGUUGAUUCAUAAAUUAUAUUCAGUUUUAUACAAA
Molecule: messenger RNA, 9635 nt
Organism: Phaedon cochleariae (mustard beetle)
Lineage: Eukaryota; Metazoa; Arthropoda; Insecta; Coleoptera; Chrysomelidae
Source: the annotation of a GenBank genome assembly